This is a messenger RNA of Neohortaea acidophila, 1156 nucleotides long. RefSeq lists its product as uncharacterized. The transcript has a single exon. Bases 299 to 1084 code for a protein of 261 amino acids. Lineage: Eukaryota; Fungi; Ascomycota; Dothideomycetes; Mycosphaerellales; Teratosphaeriaceae. The record is from RefSeq and is a predicted model, not a curated record.
CCGGCCUCGGCGCUCUGUGCGGAUCACAGCGCCUCACAGCGGUCACCGCGCUCGCAAGAGGUACUGCGCUUCUUCCUUGCCAUAGCUGCCGUUCCUUUCUCUCUCUCCCUUGCGUGUCUGAUGGGAAGUCUGGAAUUCCCUCCGGUAUUCGUUGCUUGUCAAGUCGGCAGCUGUCUGACACGGCAGGCAUUUGUAUAUACUCCAAGAAAGCAGAACAGUGCUUGCAAGAGCAUCCAUUCGCAGCAGUGGUCCGGUCCUCGAUUGGAUUGGCCGUCACCAUAGAUACGGGCGAUGCUGUAUGAUCCAAGAGUGGUGCUCUGCCAUCGGAGGUGUUGGUUUGCUAUUCAUGCUGAGUUGUGCUGCUUCAGCUCCAUUGCCGUCCUGGUCAUUUGAAGAACAGCUUCAGAAAUCCAUGAUGAUGUCCUAUCUUGAGGAUGAGCUGCUUGCUCGCGCGCUCAUCGCCCUCCGCAGGGUACAACUCGCGAAGUGCACCGCACACGGUUUAUCAUCGUGUGGCGAUCUGCAGUGGCUGUUUUUCUUUCCGCUUUCCUUCUUCCAUUCUUUCAGAGUGUUUUAUGCAUACUCCUCAUCCGAGUCUCCGUCGCCAUCCCUCUUUUGCGGAGUUCGAAGAAGCGGUGAGGCGAUGGGGAAGCCGGGGCUUGGCAAGCGCGUUUGGCGGGGAUCGAGGGCAGGAACGCUCGAGUACUCGAGUACUCGAUGGCGACGGGGUUUUCGACACUACAGCUUCUUUUGCAUUGCGCUGAGUGCUUUGAGAAGCUGCAGCGUUAUUUUUGCCGUCAAAUUUGGGCGUGAAUCGUUGGUGUCGGGGAAGUGCGGCGCGAAAAUUCCUGGCUUCAGAGUGGCACCGUUCACUCGAUCCUCAACAGAGCGAGUCCACGGCUCACAUGAGGCUUCCUUAUGCGUUCAGAAUGCUCUGAGAACGGCCUUCACUCCGUGCUCAUCGUUGCUCGUGCCGCUUGGGUGGGAACGUGAAAGCCGGCGCUUCACGCGCGAUGCAGCUGAUUUACUCGCUCGACCGGCAGAACUACCAUCCCAGGCAAAUGCCGAGCGCAGAUCACGCUGAGGAGCAUGAAAAGCAUCUGCAGAAGCUUAUCGUCGCGUUAUUCGAGGGCGCGACCUCGCUGUCGCGAGAACU